GACGUGAAAUGUCGGUUGGGCGACUCACUUUUAUGGCAAUGCCCAUCUUCAUCAUGGGGCCAGCACAACUGCAAACAUGAGGAGGACGUUGGAAUCAUUUGUUCAGAAACAUGGCCAUCAAAACCGCUAAUUGGGAAGGUCAAGAAGGAGAGGAUAAUCAACCCAUUUCCAAAAGCCACCGACCUGCGGCUCGUGGCGGGAUUCAAUAAUUGCUCUGGAAGAAUUGAAGUUUCCUUCAGUGGGACGUGGGGAACGGUCUGUGACGAUUCAUGGGACAGAAACGAUGCUGCUGUCGUCUGUCGCCAACAAAACUGUGGGGAUCCAGUCCUGGCUUCCGGGGGGAUACUAUUCCCUCUUGGGAACGGCACUAUUUGGAUGGACAAGGUCAAAUGCAAAGGGAGUGAGAAUUUUCUGUGGGAUUGCCAAUUCUCUACAUUGCAACGUCAUGACUGUGGGCAGAAAGAAACCGUCAGUGUGAUAUGUUCUGAUCACCAGCCACAUUCUCCUACUUUUAGUAAUCUGAGAGCCUUCAUUUACGCCACCCCUUUCAUUCCUGGUUCUCUUCUCGUAAUCGUUUCUCUCUACCUGAUCAAACUCCAACGAAGACAGUUCCAGAAUGGCGAUAAGAAAUCGCGGCCUUCUACACACAAAUUUGCUGAGCCGUUUUAUGAGGAGAUCGCCAUUCAGGAGACUGGGCCUGGAGUCGGAGAUGCGCAAUCGAUCAGCUCAGCAGAUAAAUUAGAAUAUUAUCUGGACGGUGAUUUGCAUGGCGACCAAAACGAAGACAUGGAAGAAUCCCCUUUGCCGCUUGAUGAAAAUUUCGGAGAAGAAUAUAACGAUAUUGAAUAAGGUGUUUGAAGAAAUGCGAGUUACAGUCAUUAAGAUUAAACAUUUUAUGGUCUGUUGCAACCACCGUGUAAUUUCCCCGCAUGUUUUGUAAUUCAUUGAAUGUAAAAUUGUAAAUGGUAUUCAAUCCCGUCGUGAUUUGAAGUGAGAUCCUUCCGGAAGUGGAAAACAAAGCAAAACUUC
This is a messenger RNA of Mobula hypostoma (lesser devil ray), 1029 nucleotides long. RefSeq names its product scavenger receptor cysteine-rich type 1 protein M130-like. NCBI's taxonomy places the organism in Eukaryota, Metazoa, Chordata, Chondrichthyes, Myliobatiformes, Myliobatidae. Bases 376 to 849 code for a protein of 157 amino acids. The record is from RefSeq and is a predicted model, not a curated record. Gene Ontology annotation, cellular component: membrane. The transcript is spliced from 7 exons.